Molecule: messenger RNA, 3805 nt
Organism: Mercenaria mercenaria
Lineage: Eukaryota; Metazoa; Mollusca; Bivalvia; Venerida; Veneridae
Product: ras-related protein Rab-7a
Exons: 5
Coding region: 117-737 (206 amino acids)
Biological process (GO): endosome to lysosome transport; phagosome-lysosome fusion
Cellular component (GO): lysosome; late endosome; phagocytic vesicle
Molecular function (GO): GTPase activity; GTP binding
Source: RefSeq, a predicted model, not a curated record
CAAAAUCGUCAUUAUGAUCACAUGAUCGAGCGCCAUUUUGUUCUGAGGGUGGACCAUUUUGUGUGAAACUUUGAUCUCUCUUAAAAUUAUUAUAUAAAGAUCUGUGACAGAGAAGCAUGGCUUCGAGGAAGAAGGUUUUGUUGAAAGUGAUUAUAUUAGGAGACAGUGGUGUCGGGAAGACAUCACUUAUGAACCAGUAUGUGAAUAAGAAAUUCAGUAACCAGUACAAAGCCACAAUAGGUGCGGAUUUUCUCACCAAAGAAGUGAUGGUAGAUGACAGGCUUGUUACCAUGCAGAUAUGGGAUACUGCUGGUCAGGAAAGAUUUCAGAGUUUAGGUGUGGCGUUUUACCGUGGAGCAGAUUGUUGUGUUCUUGUGUUUGAUGUUACCAUGCCAAACACGUUUAAGUCCCUUGACAGCUGGAGAGAUGAGUUUUUAAUACAGGCCAGCCCCAGAGAUCCAGAAAACUUUCCAUUUGUUGUAAUAGGAAACAAAAUUGAUUUGGAAAACCGGGCGGUGUCAGCAAAGAGAGCACAAGGCUGGUGCCAUUCAAAGGGAGAUAUACCAUACUUCGAGACCAGUGCAAAAGAGGCGAUUAAUGUAGAACAAGCUUUCCAAACCGUGGCAAAGAACGCACUUUCCCAAGAAACCGAGGUAGAGCUGUACAACGAGUUUCCAGACCAGAUUAAAUUGAACAAUGAUCAAGAAAAGCAGAAUCAAGGAGGCUGCGGUUGUUGAUAGGGAAAAUGAAUGACUGUGUUAUUUUUUUCUUUCAAACUGAUAUCAUGCUCUAUAAUAUUAAAAAAAAUAGUUACGGUGGAACUGAAAUUGCCACCGUUUUAAAAAUGUAGUUGUGGUGGAAACAAAAAGUUGUCAGCUUUUUAAAAAUUUAUUUUUGGUUGAAAUAUUGAGUCAUCACCAUAUAAGAAGUACCGGUUGAAAAUGUAAAGUCAUCAGUACAGUAAGAUUUUAGUUGACAGUUUUCAGAAAGAGGUUAUUUUGAAUUGUAAUUUCUAAGAAUUUAUGGACUGAGUGUUUAGUGAUAGUUCUAAGCAUUAUCUUUGAAUAUGUUACUAAUAUAUGAUAAUACACUCAUAUUUCACAGUGCAAGGUAUGAAAAGUGAAGAAAAUUUUUAAAGAAAUAAGUUGAACCACUCUUUAGUGAUAUCAUUAUAUCAUCUUCAUUUAUAGUCAUUGGCGGAGUGAUAUAAUUAUCCAUAUGUCUGUAUAAAGGACGGAACCAAGACAUUGUUCAGUAGAAAAUUGAAGUGAAUUUCUGUAUUUUGAUGAAAACUGAAAACGUUUUCUAGUGUCUGCCUGUAUUUUGAAAAGGAAUAGUUGAUGUUAAAAUGGUUUCCAUUGUGUUUGAAAAUGUUACAGGGUGCUUUUGAUUAAACUGGAUACUAGUUUUAAAUGAAUAUUUCAAAAAGGUCAUUAUGGGAAAAGACAUAUUUUUCAUUUAGAAAAUUUGUAGUAAUUUUUUACCCAAUAAAGUCUUGAGAAAUGCCACGUUAUUAUUGCUGUGCAUUUUGACUGAGAUGUAAGCAAAAUCAGUAUGGUGCAAUAUGUAUAUAUGUAAUAUUCAAAAUUAUUGUUCAAACCAUUUAUAAUGUUGCAUAUUUGAAUUUGUUAUAUUUAGAAUAAUUGGUUUUAAAGAGGCAAACGAAAGACUUCUAUUAAUUUUUAUUUGAGGAGAGACUUUGUUGUUACUACUAAACUGCUUCCCUCAUAUUUCACAUUAAAGUAAAAAUUUGUUAAUAUUUAAAGAAACCUUUAUAGUUUUAAUGCAGCUUUAUAAAUGGUGUGUUCCAUAAUUGUAUAGAACAGCUGUGACAAACAAGACUUUUCUUGAAAGCAUUACACCUAGCUGACAUGAAAAAUGCUUUUGAACGGAACACAAGUGCUUUACGUCAGGUGGACUAUCUUACAAAACGACUUGUUAAAUGACCAAAAUAAUGCAAUACUCGUCUUUGUGGGUUUGUUGAGGAUAAAUGUGAAAAUGCUGAUUACAUAUUUAAUGAAUCUUCUUGUGUGAUUGAAUUAUACCUUAAGCUUUAUAUGUUAAAGAGUUACGUGUUUGUCUUAAAUGGUGUUAAUAUUUUGUUUUAUGAGGUUAUAUAAAUACUUAAGAUAUUUUCACAGAAGAAUGAAAGGUGUGCUUGUAAUAAACAAAAUUUGUGAAUUUAGGUCUAGACACAAGAAACACUUAGGUGUACCAUAAGCUAUUUGUUUAUAUGAUAAAAGGAAUUUUGGGGAUAAUACUUUUAAAAGUAUAGAGAAUGUUAUAUAGUUACAAGGUCAUUUACAUUCCUAAAACUCUUAACCUGCUAAAUUUCUAUAAUGAACUUGUCCAUCUUUCAAUUUGGACAGUACCAUUAACUGUUAAAAGGGGUACUCACCAAAAAGAUACUGACUGAAUGGUGAACAGUGCAGUUCUUGAUCAGACUGCACUGAUGUGCAGGCUGAUCAUGAUCUACACUGGCCGCAAAGGCAGAAUCGAUUGUGUCCAGCAUGGUAAGGGUUAAUUACAUUUAUUUAAUAGCUUUUAAUAUCUAAAAGCAGUGUGAACAUACAUGAAAAUGUGAGCAAUGUUCAUAUCCAUAAAAUUACGUGUAACCUUCUUCCAGGAUUUUGAUUGUUUUAAAAGGUUUUAUCAUAUUUAUCACUGAUACUUGCUUAUUAUGUAAAACUGCCUUUGUAAUAGCGGUCGCACUCUAGUUCUACAACAGCUUAUGAAUUACCGUAUUAACCAACUUCAUCCCUGAUUAACUUGCACUAUAGUUUGAACGUAACUCUCUAAAAAAAAUCAAGUAGUCGUAACAUCAUUAGUGUGACAGUUUUGUUGAAAAUUGACAGACUCUUGUAAGUAUAAGAGUUAUCAAACUUUCCUGAAAAUCUGGAGUUGUUUGAGAAGGAAAAAACAGCAAUUACUAAUUUAGCAUUUUAAGGUUAAAAUAUUUAAAGGUAUUGAUGGAUAAAUGCCCAAUACUACAGUCAUUUUCUUAAGUGAAAAUAUAAGUUACGUUUUUAAUGUAAUGAUGAUUGUAUUUAAAAUUUAUUACAUUCUGAUACGGUCAUGUAAAUGUUAUAACAUUGCGCACUGCGAGAGAAUGUUGAUUGUGAAAGCAUUCUACAAAGAUAAGAUUACAUGUAAUUUGAAAUCAAAAUGAGCUGACGAAGGAACAAAUGUAUUUGUUAAACUAAUUUUUACAUCAGUGCGAUUAGUUUUUUGUUGUUUUUUUUUCAGUUAUUUUGCCUUUCAGUCAAAGGAUAUAGUAGAAAAUAUUUUUACUAAAAAACAAAACAAAAACAAAGUCUUUCAGUAAUUACACUAGUUGUCAGAAAACUAAAAAAGAGAAAAAUAAAAGUUUUAAGAUUUUGAACAAUAAAAUUUUGAAGGGUUCUAUUGAAUUUCAUUGAGUUGUUGUUAUUGGUAUGAGAGUUUGCACAUAUUGUUACAUUUAUUACGGGCAAACAUUUUUCACUAUAUUUACAUCAUAUUUUUCAUGUUUUAUAAGAAAAAAAAUCAUUUUAUUCAGAAGUUGCUCAUUCACGGGUCUUCAGAACAGCACUAGACUAAUACAUGUAAUGCUGUGAAUUUGUGAUUGUUUUUUGUUGCUAAAAGUUUUUCCUGUUUUAAUACUAGUACAUUCUACCCUAGGCUCUUACACUGUAAUUUUAAACAAAUGAAAUAGUUCUUCGAAAGCCUUUGACAGGCUGCAAAAUUGAUUUAUGUACAUUUUGUUGAAAAUGUUCAUGAUAAUUUGAUAUACAUGUAAAAAAUGUAAAAUAAAGAUUAUAACUUA